CAUAUAACAUUACAAAUAUUAUCGCGGUCAGAUAACUGUGUAAGCUCUCUUGUAUCAAAGUAUCUCGUGUCUUUCAUUAGUUUGCAACUGUUACAAUCGGGUGCAGCUCCUUAUUCGGGAGGCGAGGAAGAUUUGUACAAGCCGAAAACGUCCAUCAAUCUUUGCAAUUAUAUAAUCUUGGAUGAUAACGCUGAUACUUAAACUACUGACACUACAACAGAAUCCGUUCUCAAACAAUUGUUACAUUCAAUCUGCAGCAUACUUAAGAUAACAGCUAAUACUGCUGUGAUUGCCACAGUAGUACGCUUAACUCGUCUAGAUUAUGUCUACUGCGACGUAACAAAGAAUUAAUAGCAAGAAAUUAAUAUAGUAACAAAUAUGGAUGCGGAAUCAAAUACAAAGUCAGACACAAAGGAUCUUAAAAUGGAGAAGAUGCCUAAAGCGAGCCAAGAAGAGACAGACAAGUUGGUGAAAGCGAUAGGACAAUUUGGAAAAUGGCAACUAAUGUUAUGGCUACUGAUAGCUUCGCCAAUAAAGAUCUCAGCGGCAUGGCAGCAACUAGGGAUAGUGUUCAUAGCACCCGCUACAUCUUUCAUGUGUGAACAAACGAAUCUUACGAAUACCAUAGAAAUGAACACGUGCUAUAGUGAUUGUGUCAGUUAUAAAUAUUACACGGACUUCAAAAACACCAUCAUUUCCCAGUUUGGGCUGAUCUGCGACAAAGCUUGGUUGUCGAACUUCACGCAGACUAUUUGUAUGUUCGGGGUCCUGAUGGGAAGUAUCAUCUUUGGAUUUAUAGCUGAUCGAUAUGGAAGACGUCCAGCGCUGCUAAUAUCUUGCAUGCUUCUACUAGUGACCUCAAUUGGAGAGGCGUUCUGUAAAAUUUAUUGGCUAUUCACUGCAGUCCGUUUCUUCAUAGGAUUAGCCACUGCAGGCACAAUGCUCUGUUCCUUUAUCCUAAUGAUGGAAAUCAUCGGGCCAAUGAAAAGAGAGCUCAUGAACUGCCUCUGUGCCCUACCAAUGCCUGUCGGACAAAUGCUAAUGCCACUGUUCGCCUACUUCUUAAGAUCUUGGGAUAACUUCUGCUUAGGUGUUGGAAUCCCCCACGUUUUGUACCUGGCAUAUUUUUUCAUAUUACCCGAAUCUCCAAAGUGGUUAAUUUCCGUGGGUAGGCUUGAAGAAGCAAGUAAAGUUAUGACACAAGCUGCUAAAUGGAAUAACCUUCCAACGGAUAACAUGUUAGACGUCGCCAAGAGUAUUGCCAGUGAAAAGGUGAACUCGAACGAGCCCAUUAGGAAGGCCACCUACUUAGACCUGCUAAAGACCAAAGUGCUCAGGAUCAACAUCUUUGGUUCCUGUAUGAUCUGGUUUGUGCUUGGUAUCAGUUACUAUGGCAGCAACCAAUACAUUGGACAGACCAGUUCCAACGUCUUCAUUUCUGUUCUUUUGGCUGGAGUAUUGCAGAUUCCUGGUAUCUUGUUGAGUGGUUUUCUCUGCCGUUACUUCGGGAGGAAGAUCACAAUGAUCAGCUUCCUGAUCGUGUGUGGAGGGAGCAAUGCUUUUCUGGUGGUCCCCGAAGACUGGUUCGCCGUGAGACUGACCAUGGGUGCUAUCGGUGUAGGAUGUGCUUCAGGAGCUUUCGCUACCAUGUAUAUGUACACAACAGAAAUGUUCCCAACGGUAGCCCGCAACAUGGCUAUGGGAGCCUCAUCCACUGUCUCCCGAGUCGGUUCCAUGAUAGCUCCAUACGUGGCGGGCAUGACCAUCAUUGCUGCGUGGCUACCACCAGUGGCUUUUGCCAUAGUUCCUAUAGUGGGAGCAUUAACCUGCUACUUCUUGCCUGAGACGAGAGGCAAGACACUGUCAGAUCAUUUAUCUUAGUGCAUCGUGAGAGUGCUUUGUACUUGUCAAUUGUAUUGUCUUCAGUGUUUAUUUAUUAACCUUUAGCAAAUGGAUAGGGUCGUGAUAUUUUUGUAAAUAUGUAUGUUACUCUCUAGCUUUAAUUUGUAAUUAUUAGUCGUAAUUUGAUAAUGUUUAUAAAUAAAAUCAUAAUUAUACUCUUUUUAUAAUACGUAUAAACAUAUUAUU
Spodoptera exigua (beet armyworm) is the source of this 2088-nucleotide messenger RNA. The record is from the annotation of a GenBank genome assembly. Lineage: Eukaryota; Metazoa; Arthropoda; Insecta; Lepidoptera; Noctuidae.